AUGCUUCCACAUAAUUCAAACAUAUUUUUCAAAACGUCAAGAUAUGUCUCUAGAUUCGCCGCAAGACAAAUACAUACCAUUCAACCCAUCAACUGUAUACAUUCAAUCAAAUACAGACAAUUAUCUCGAUGUUAUUCAUCACAAUUCCAAGAUAAAGAAAUGGAAAAAUAUAUAAAAACAGGGACACCAUUAGCAGCUACUUCAAUUGAACAAGAUACUACAAAGCCAUCAUCGCUUCCCAAAACAUUCACAUUACCUAAACCAUCUCAAGUAGAAGGUUCCUAUCAUGAAGAAUAUGAAAAAAUUGCCAAAUAUUCAUUACUACCGUUAUCAUUGGUACCAUUCGUUAUUUCAAUGGCAGGAGGCGUAGUUCCACCAUUAUUGGAUACAGCUUUGGCAACCACAUUUUUAAUAUAUAUUCAAUAUGGAUUCACAAGUUGUAUCAUUGAAUAUUUACCAAAGGAAAAGUUUCAUAGGUGGCAUAAUGCUGCCAAGUAUUUGUUAUAUUCAUUUUCAUCCUUGAGUCUUUAUGGGAUUUAUCAAUUAGAAACGGAGAAUAAUGGGUUGAUUGACUUGAUUUCAAAAUUAUGGCAGAAUGACAAUGAUUCAAAUUUAUAUAUUUUCGGUCGAAAUUGA
Molecule: messenger RNA, 636 nt
Organism: Naumovozyma dairenensis CBS 421
Lineage: Eukaryota; Fungi; Ascomycota; Saccharomycetes; Saccharomycetales; Saccharomycetaceae
Gene: TIM18
Product: Tim18p
Exons: 1
Coding region: 1-636 (211 amino acids)
Biological process (GO): protein insertion into mitochondrial inner membrane
Cellular component (GO): mitochondrial envelope; membrane; TIM22 mitochondrial import inner membrane insertion complex
Molecular function (GO): transmembrane protein transporter activity
Source: RefSeq, a predicted model, not a curated record